Molecule: messenger RNA, 207 nt
Organism: Diabrotica balteata
Lineage: Eukaryota; Metazoa; Arthropoda; Insecta; Coleoptera; Chrysomelidae
Source: the annotation of a GenBank genome assembly
AUGCUUUGCCAGGAGCAAAGAAAGAGUGGAAACAAUGGCGUAAGAUAUGCCAAUGAAAAUACUAAACCUGGAGCCCUAUCUAUGGGUGCAAAAUCCCUUUGUAUCCCCUUGGAACAAUCUACCGAUAUUAAACCAAGCGAUAAAUGCAUACAUCCAGACUGUAAAAGCAAUCCGAAGUAUUACACAUUGUUCGGAAGAAGUUACUGA